Molecule: messenger RNA, 4269 nt
Organism: Gadus macrocephalus (Pacific cod)
Lineage: Eukaryota; Metazoa; Chordata; Actinopteri; Gadiformes; Gadidae
Exons: 18
Coding region: 61-1869 (602 amino acids)
Source: RefSeq, a predicted model, not a curated record
GUGGAACAACAUCGCGGCGCGUUCACGUGCCGUCGCAAUUUGCGUGUAGGGGGAGUGGAAAUGAUGGCGACCGAUGCAUCGGAGAUAAUGAUCCAAACAAACCCCAGUCCCGUCCCCGACAACAGUUUCACCACAAUGUCUCUUAAAAUGACCCGGAAAAACCAGCAUAGUCCCUGGAAAUUGAGACUUAUUUACCUGCAGUGCUAUUUCUUGAGCAUUGCAACCAUACUGGGGACUGGUAUCCUAGGUCUGCCAGUGACAAUUGCACAUGCUGGACUGCUGCCGUUCCUCAUCACCUUUCUCAUUGGCUUCCUUGUCCAGGGCCUUGUGAUCUACCUGUUUGUGGAGCUGCUUCAAAGAUGCCAGGUGGCGCAGGUAGAAUCGCUGAAGGGCGCCUCCACUGAGCAGAUUAUAAUGGAACAGGUGGAGGAAGGGGAGGUGGUGCCUGCAAGAGCAGCUCACACAGAAGAGGAGGAGGAGGAGGAGGAGGUGGGGGAUGAAGAUGAAGGGGAGAGUGCAGACACAGGCCUACUCACGCCCGAUGCAGAGGUGGAUGUCCAGAGCCAAGCCCAGAGCUUACAGCCCAACCUGCAUCUCCUGGGCCGUCUCUUCCUCAGCAGGCCCAUGAGCCAUGCCUUUGACUGCAUCAUCCUCUUUCAAUUUAUCUCUGUCGGAAUCAGCUACGUCCUGGCAGGCAGUGAAGCCUAUGCUGCUCUAUUCAACGUCAGCCACAUCUAUGUGAUCCCACUCUUCACCUGGAUCCUGACUCUGUCCAUCCUAUUGGCUCAGCUAAUAAUACAGCCAAUCACCUCCCUGCUCACCCUGUUCAAAGGACUCCUGCUCAUCGUCACGGUUGCCGUGACAUUUGUGGUGGGGUCAGAGGUGGGCCUGCAGAGCAGCGCUGACUUCAGCCAGAUGGGGAAGCCUUUCCUGAUGGGCACCGUGGCUCUGGGAGGGAUAGUGAACGUGAUGCCAAUGCUCUUCUCACAGAUCUCCCACAACAAGAACCAGAUCCUGUGGUUCAGGAGAGCUGUAUUAGCGGGUCUCACCACAUGCGCUGUGCUCAACAUUCUCUGGUGUUGGGCCAUCCUGGAGAUAGUGCCCCAGACCACCUCCUCGCAGGGCUCAGUGGCGGGCGGUGCGGCACAGCGCUCCAACGCCAGCCGCGGCGGAAACGUCACCCCCUUCUCACCUCCACCUCCGGAGUAUUCCUACAUUUCGCUCGAGGCGUCUGAAAAUGCAGGAGAAAUUGCAACGAUUCCCCUGACUAAAAUCAUCAGGGAACAACACAAGGCCUACUGCUGGGUGUCAGAACUGAUCCAGAUCUUCAUCGCCAUCAGCAUCACAGUCUCUUUCCUCGUGAUGGGCUCUGCCAUGAAACACACUAUUGAUGGCCUGGUGAGCUCCUUUUGGACGGACAGACUGGAGGUCUUAUCGAAGGCCUGGGAGCGGCGCUUUUCCACCAGGCUGCAUGUCUUCUCAGCCAAGAGCCUUGCCAGUGGGUGCGUGUCAUUGCUGGCGUUUGGGACCAUCUUUGUCAUCUCGGCCUGCGAUCCAAGGGGUUUCAUUGUGAUGCUGGACAAGGUGGUGUCUUUGUUCCUCAACACCGAGGUGGGGCUGUUUGUCUUCGCCAUGCUACAGGCCUCCAAGGCACACCGGUUCCAACACCUCUCCAUUCCACUGCCGGUAAGCAGGCGGGUCUUCAGCCUGAGUUGGUUGCUUCCUGUCUACUUCCUGUUUGCCGUCGGUUACGACGUCCUGUUGACCCUGAUGGAGGUGGCCGAGAGCCUUCACAUCUACAAGCACGGCCCACUCAUGGCUGCCAACGGUAGCCCACUAACACCAGCCAAUACUAGUUCUCCGUUGUGACUGUGGCAGAUGGAGAUGGACAUGUGUGGGCGCCAUGGACAAAGACAAACAAGCAUAACCUGAAAGAAACCAUCAGGCGCCAUCCCUUAAACAGUAUUGCACAAAGCAUUUCACGAAUAGGGGUUGUCUUGUAAGUACUCCCCUUGCAGCAGAAUGCGCUGGUCCACAGAAUGAAAGCCAAUAACGAGUACUUUAGCGAGAAUGGAAACAUAACCCAGACUAAAUUUGUCACAGAGAAUGUAACUUUUAUUAAUUAGUAAACUGGUUCAUGACAUUUUAUUCCUUUGGUGAUAAUGACUGUGUUACCUCAGCGAGACCCCUGAAUGUAGUAUCCCUGUGGAUAACUACUUAAAGGUUGGGUAUGGAAUUCUCUUUUUUGGCAAUUUUUGCGAAAUUACUUGAAAUCCUUAUCAUAACCCACUUACAGCCACUGAGUUAGAAGUACUGACAUGAAAAUUAAACAAGUCACUCAUCUGUGGAACGGGCAGGGCUCGAAAAACUCCAGCCAAUGAUUUCCAGAACCAGCGAGUGGCAUUGGACAGUAAGUACGUCAAUCAAACGGUCGUACUGCACUCCCCUCCCCCUCCCCCGCUCCCCGCGCAUGACCCCUUCGUGCACGUACUCAAAGCUCGUGACCAAGCUUCUGUUUGUUGUUAUCCUGCGGUAGCUACUGGAGGAAGCUAACUAGCUAAUGGCUCGCUCUCGCGCAUCUGUGUUCGUGCUCUUGCAUGACUGCGCGUCCGUGUACUUGGAAUGGGUGGAGUCAGAGUCAGCAUUGAAGGAGGGGGUAGGACCAUUUCAGUUGUGUAUUUUUUCAAAAUCUGCUGGCGUUUCGCAAAUCCCAUACCCAACCUUUAACCUAUAGAACCAUUUCAAACAUGAAACACAGGAUCAAAUGGCAUUGUCUUAGGAAAAUACCACUAUUUUUUUCUUUUAGGUCGACAAUAAUAGCUAUCAAAAUACCCUUGGACCUUGUGGAAUUAUGUCAUCUAAAAGAUGUGUUGAAUGAAGAAUUACUUUUUCACCCAUCAAUGCUAGGUUUCGGUUUAUGUCCGAUGGCACUUUCAACUUCUUCAAUGUUUUUUAGGUAACCUACGCAUGUGCUGAGAAGUCUGGCUGUGUUUUAAAGUAGAUCUCAUGAAUCAAGCAUUAUGUUUUCUUCUUUUGUAUCUUUCUUCCUUUCUUCCUGUUUUUCUUUCUUCGUUGGUUCGACCAAACUCCAAUAGCUGUGGUUAUUCAUGUUGUGAAUAAGAGUGAGGCAUAGGAGGAUAGCAUUGAUCGAUUGAUUUCAUAUCAAAUAUAGACACACAAAGGUACACAACCGCACACACUUGCUCUAAAUCACAAGUCACAGAACCAUACUGAGUGCCAAAUGAAAAGAUAUAUUUAUUCACUAAAUAAUAUAAUAGUUUGUAGUUUGCUGAACAAAACCAUUUAUAAAUGCUGUCUUAAAAGCUUUAAAAAGAAAACACUGGACAUCAUUUUGUCCUAAUUUAGCUUUAUCUAUUUUACACUUCUUACUUUUUUGGUCUUUCUCUGACGGCUCUACACUGUUUGUCUUUGGAGCACUUUUUUUUCACAUGUGUCAGUAUUUAUUAUGUUCCCAGAAAUGAGUAUGUAUUUUAAUCAUGUCACUAACGCAGAAGCCAUGAGCAGAUAUCAGACUUUGUCAAAUCAUUGUUUUCAAUGAUUAAAUUCAUAUUUUCCGCUUUGAGUCAAGUUGCUUGAUAUUUUACUUUGAUUUACAAUUGUUUAUUUACUAAAUGUCAACAAGGACUUUGUUUUGCAUCUUUGUUCUGCUACCAAAUUCAGCCAACAGCCAUUCUCCAAACCUGGGGGGGGGGGCUGUAACUUAAUAACUGGUACCGCGUUUCUAGGUUAUGGUAUAUUUAUGUUUCUUUCAAAUUGUUGCAAUACAACAACUCUCAAGGCAUCUUAAAUCCGGUCCUAGUAUUUAUAGUAUUCUGGCACAAUAUGUAUUUAAUGGUAUGACACGGAAACAGAAAAUGAAGAUGGCGCCAUUAACAAUUCUCACCAUUCUCUGAAAGUAAAAUGAAGAUUCCAGUUCAGUUCAGUUCAGUUCAGUCCAUUUAUUACCUCAGCCUCCGAUUGUCCAUGGGAGUUUAAUAUUGCAAUGAAGUCAAGUUUACAUGAGAUUACUGCAAAUGUCCACAAGGUGUCAGGCUUCUACAAUAGCAGCUCAUCUUCCCUAAAGUCGUCCACACCUUUACAUCCACUCCAUCUCAUCCUCUUUUUUUAUCUCAGGCAAAUUUCAGAACUUUAAAUCGAUGUGUGUGAGUGUGCAUCCAUAUGUGUGUGUGUGUGUGUGUGUGUGUGUGUGUGUGUGUGUGUGUGUGUGUGUGUGUGUGUGUGCGUGUGCGUGUGCGUGUGUGUGUGUGU